AAAUAAAAGCCUUAAACUAUCUUCAAAUGUGCCUCCUUCAACCUCACACGGUCGCUCUCUUUUUUGGGCCAAGAACGUAAUCAAUGUCCCGUUUCCUCUGCUCAGAGGUUUAGCUGUUCUUGUUUUUCUUUAGAAAAAUCUUUGUGGGUUUUGUGGGUUUUGUUGUUUUUGUUGUGUUUGUAUGGAUUUUGGAGCGGUGGGUUUUGAUGGGUUGGUGGUGGGUUCAUCGGACAUCUCUGGUUUCUCUUCAGAUCCUGAAAUGAAGCAGAAAUGGUACGAUUCUGCCUCUGUUUCUGGGUUUUUGCACAAACAGGAGCGAUCUGGCGGUGGCGGUGUAGCUGAAAUGGAGGAUUUGAGAGCCUCUAAGCUCCCUAAAACGUCUGCUUCUUCUUUGCUCAGAUCUAAUUCCCCUUUCUUUGUCUCUGAUUCUAACCAAAAUCAUCACCAAAUGCUCUGUUUUUCAUCGCCUAAAGCAGAGCCUCCUCCACUUGAUAAGACAGCUUCUCUCUCAGCUGCUUCCCCUAAUUUCGUCCGAUCCUCCGCCCCAAGAAAUGCAGGCGGUAGUUAUGGAGGUUUGAACGGUGGAAGCAUGCACGGCGGUGGUUUUAUAGGUGUUAGAACUCCGUUCACUCCAUCUCAAUGGAUGGAGCUGGAACACCAGGCUUUGAUCUACAAAUACAUUACUGCUAAUGUCCAUGUUCCUUCUAAUUUGCUCAUUCCCAUCAGAAAAGCGCUUGAAUCUGCUGGCAUUCCGACAUUUGCCGGCGGAUUUCUCCGACCCACUGCCGUGGGGUGGGGAGCUUUCAAUGUGGGGUUUUCAAAUAACAGUGAUCCUGAACCGGGAAGGUGCCGUCGGACCGACGGGAAGAAAUGGCGGUGCUCAAGAGACGCAGUUGCUGACCAGAAGUACUGUGAACGGCAUAUGAACAGAGGCCGCCAUCGUUCAAGAAAGCCUGUGGAAGGCCAAGCCGGCCACUCCCACUCCGUUGCCGGAGCCUCCAAUAUUACCGCUGCUGCCACCACCACCACCGCGUCUAAACUGAUUUCUUCUCCACCUUCCAUGACGGCGGUACCCAGCAACGCCUCCCCCAACACCAUCUCUUGUGCUGGUACUCAUCACUUCAAGAACCUGAACCGCGGUGGAUCUCACCCGCCUCCCUCCUCCGCCACCGCCCCUCAAAUCAACAGAAUGUUCAUAACGAACAAAGAGAAUGCCGGCGUUGGGUUGCAUGAUUCAUCUUCCAUGAACAUGAAACAAUUCAAACAGCUUCCAUUCGCCAUUCAGAAACCGAACCCUUUUGAAGAAUCUCCAAGAGCAGAGUUUACGUCUGUCUCUUCCAAUUUCCUCCUCAACCCUUCACAAAAGACUUCAUCUUUGAUGACUUACAGAGCUUUCAAUCCUUCAGAGGGCCUCACUACUUCUCAACCAGCAGCUGAAACCCAACACUCACUCAAUUGGCCCAAGAACCAAUCCGAUAGCUCAUCGGUGUCGUGGUCGAACUGGAAUCCCGAUCUCCAAUCCGAUAGGACUCAGCUAUCCAUAUCAAUCCCAAUGGCUACAUCGGAUUUCAGAUCCUCGACGUCGUCUCCCGUUCACGAAAAAGUCACUCUCUCGCCGUUGAGAUCUUCGCAGGAGUUCGACCCAAUUCAAAUGGGAUUGGGAGUGGGGAAUGUAAUGGAUGAGGCAAACAAGCAGGCAAAUUGGAUUCCCAUCUCGUGGGAGAGCUCAAUGGGUGGUCCGCUUGGAGAGGUUCUUCAUAGCACGAACAACAACAGCGGGGAAUUGAAGAACUCAUCGAUACUAAACCUGAUGACUGAAGGGUGGGACAACAGUUCGUCGCUUGGGUCAUCGCCCACCGGGGUUCUGCAGAAGACUGCGUUCGGGUCUUUCUCGAACAGCAGCACAGGGAGUAGCCCAAGAACAGAUAACAACAACAAGACUCACGAAGGAGGAGGAGGCAGCCAAUGCAGCGAUCGUUUGGGGUCAACUUUUGUGAAUUCUUCAUCAUCUUUGCCUAGUGGUUAAGAAACAGGUCGAAGAAGAAUUUGAAUUAUAUGUUUGUAUGUGCUGACCUUCCAUAAAUAGUUUGUCAGAAGAGUUCAUUUCGUGUAUGUGAAAUUUGGUGUCUUUUAUUUCUCCCACUCAUGAGGUCUGAGGCCUAUGUUGUAACGAAUGAUUUAAGCUUGACAUGAUUGAUUUUGGUUGUGAAA
Molecule: messenger RNA, 2211 nt
Organism: Cucurbita maxima (winter squash)
Lineage: Eukaryota; Viridiplantae; Streptophyta; Magnoliopsida; Cucurbitales; Cucurbitaceae
Product: growth-regulating factor 1-like
Exons: 4
Coding region: 182-2026 (614 amino acids)
Biological process (GO): developmental process; DNA-templated transcription; regulation of DNA-templated transcription
Cellular component (GO): nucleus
Molecular function (GO): ATP binding
Source: RefSeq, a predicted model, not a curated record